AUGACGUUGGUCAUCAAGACAGUGGAAGACACAGACACUCGAAACAACGCCAAGACUUACGAACAGCAAAGGGACACCCAUACAACACGAAGCAAUUUAAUACAAACUCCACAGCAGACACCAAGACAGCGAAACAGGGACCACGGCAGACAACGAAACAGGGACCACGGCAAGGCAGCGAAACAGGGACCACGGCAGACAACGAAACAGGGACCACGGCAGACAGCGAAACAGGAACCACGGCAAGACAGCGAAACAGGGACCACAUCAGACAGCGACACAGGGACCACGGCAGACAACGAAACAGGGACCACGGCAGACAGCGAAACAGGGACCACGGCAAGACAGCGAAACAGGGACCACAUCAGACAGCGACACAGGGACCACGGCAGACAACGAAACAGGGACCACGGCAAGACAGCGAAACAGGGACCACGGCAGACAGCGAAACAGGAACCACGGCAAGACAGCGAAACAGGGACCACGGCAGACAGCGAAACAGGGACCACGGCAGACAGCGACACAGGGACCACGGCAGACAGCGCGACUUCGAGACAAUCAGACUAA
Messenger RNA from Penaeus indicus, 567 nucleotides. RefSeq names its product clumping factor B-like. The record is from RefSeq and is a predicted model, not a curated record. Lineage: Eukaryota; Metazoa; Arthropoda; Malacostraca; Decapoda; Penaeidae. The transcript is spliced from 3 exons. Bases 1 to 567 code for a protein of 188 amino acids.